Molecule: messenger RNA, 1272 nt
Organism: Panicum virgatum (switchgrass)
Lineage: Eukaryota; Viridiplantae; Streptophyta; Magnoliopsida; Poales; Poaceae
Exons: 3
Coding region: 34-735 (233 amino acids)
Source: RefSeq, a predicted model, not a curated record
ACCCACCAACCCAUUGUUUUUGCCGUUGGGUCCAUGACGUUGUUGCUUCCUGGUUUUCUAAGCCCCCAGCAUUUUAUAUUAAAAAAAGAACGAUUAAACAUUACGCAACCCGGCUCUACUACUGCCUCACUCCUUCAUCAAUCUAUAAAUACAACACAUCUCCUCCUCAGAAAACACAAACCCUCUCUCCCAUCGCUGCGAACACCACUCCCGCUAGCCAUGGCCUCUUACGCAAUAGCUCCCGUACAAAGUGAGCUUAAGAUGACCCUAUACAACAAGGAGGUGUACGCUGGACCGGACAUCAACGGAGUAACGAUUAUAAAUCGACAGCCAAUGGGUACAACCUGGGUCUUUUCGUGGCCUGUCACCGAUGGGCCAGGUCCCAGCAGUGCAAAAAUCGUUGGCCAUCUGCAGGGCACAGGUGUUCAAGUAGCCAGUACUCCCAAUAAUGUGUGGCACUACUCCCUUGGAUUAGUGUUCCUGGAUAAAAGGUUCUAUGGGUCCACACUGCAAAUAUCUGGGACUUCCCAAGUAAAUGGUGAGUGGAGCAUUGUUGGAGGGACUGGAGAACUUACUAUGGCGAAGGGUACUGUCAAACGCACAGAAAUUUCAUAUACAGGAAAUACAAGGAUUUCAGAACUCAAAAUACAUGCGUUCUACACUCCAAUGAAUCAAACAGCUGUUUCCGGUAAUACUGCAUAUUCGAGAAGGCUUGACUUUUAUGCAGUCCUUUAGACUGCUCUUCGCGCGCGCCAGACAAGAUCUGCCAAGAGCAUAUCUGCACUUCAUCAGUAGUUUGUUUCCUAAUAAUAAUCUCGACUCCGUAUUCGGGAUUACAAACAAAAUUUGCUGGUUCUGUGACUCUGCACUAUGCUGUUACUAGGUUUGUACCAGCGCAUGUUGCCACAGAAAAGGAGAAAUUUUCAAAGCAAUAAAAGGAGGAUGAAAAAAUAUGGUAUAGAAUAAUGAAGAAAUGAUUCAUACUAUUUUUUUAAAAAAAAAUGCAUCAUGCAUGUGUUAACGCAUAUAAGAUUGAGCUUGUAGCCCGCCACAUUGAACUGAUUUGGAUACAUGAUUACUGUCAAGGUACGUAUGUGACCUCUGUAUAGGGAAUCUCGGUCAUCUAAUGCAAUCUAUGACGCUGGGAGAUAAGUAAAAGAAGAGCACCCUAAGCGAGCAGCUUCAAGCCAUGGAAUUAUUUUUUUGCAUAAGAAGAUGCCUCCUCCCGAAGCUCCACACAAACAGAAUUAGUGUUACUCAUCCAUUUACAAA